Molecule: messenger RNA, 4383 nt
Organism: Oncorhynchus mykiss (rainbow trout)
Lineage: Eukaryota; Metazoa; Chordata; Actinopteri; Salmoniformes; Salmonidae
Source: RefSeq, a predicted model, not a curated record
CAUAUUCUCUCCUCCAAUAGAAAAGUUGAGACGCACGCUAUGCUCCUCGCGCUUGGUUGUGGGACAAUGCGCUUUUGAUCCAGGUGUUCAUGCAAUGCGGAUAAUUUGAAAUACCGUUUCAUUCUAUUUCACAGCUCAUGUCCGUUACAGACCUCCGUCGGUCUGUGUGUCAGUCAGUAGACAGUCAUGGCUGUCACAGCCCUGGUCCUGCUAGUUCUCUCCUCUUCACUGUCACACACUGAGGCCGUCUUGUUUGGUGAGCCCAGGAUCUUUGGAGAUGACGCUACUGGCUACGGUCCAAUAUUUGAAGAGGAGCCUCUGGAUAUCGUCUACACAAAGGAGUCCCCUGACAGACUUAUCUCCAUGAACUGUAGAGCACGGGCCAACCCUGCACCCACAUACAGAUGGAGGCGUGAUAACUGGGAGAUCAAGCUGAUGGAGCUGCCCAAUGAACACUACAGUCUGGUGGGAGGGAACCUCAUCAUAAACAACCCUGAAGAGAAGAAACAUGCAGGGACCUACGUCUGUGUCGCCAAGAACGUGUACGGCACCGUCAUCAGCAAGGAGGCCAAGGUCAAGUUUGGAUACCUGGAGGAGUUCCCAGAUGAAGAGAGAGACCCUGUGACUGUGAAGGAGGGCCAGGGGGCCGUGCUGCUCUGUGCUCCUCCCAAGCGAUGGCCAACUGAGGUGACGUUCCGUUGGAUAUACAACGAGUUUCCGGUCUUCCUCCACCCGGAUAAGCGUCGCUUCGUCUCUCAGAGCACCGGGAAUCUGUACAUCUCCAAGGUGGAGGCGUCAGACGCAGGGAACUACUCCUGCUAUGUGUUUAACCCACAGAUUGGCAAGGGAGUCUACUCCAAGUUUAUCCCUCUCAUAUCUACAGAAGAGACCCCAGAGAAGAGAUACAAGGCCGACCUCGUAGUGAAGUUCCCUGACACCACAGCUAUGCUCAACUACAACGUCACACUGGAGUGCUUCGCUCUGGGCAAUCCGGCCCCUCAUAUCGUCUGGAGGAAGAUAGGUGCUACCGACCUGCCUGCCAGCGCUCAGGUCAGCAUGUCUGGAGCGCUGCUCCACCUCUACAACGUCCAGUAUGAAGACUCAGCAGGGUACGAGUGUGAGGCCAUCAACCAGAAAUGGCAGGACUGGCAUCAGGCGUGGCUCUAUGUAGAGGCUGCUCCUGAGUGGGCUGUGACCAUCAACAACACCCAGAAGGACGUAGGGUCAGAACACACCAUGUCCUGUGUAGCUAAUGGGAAGCCUGGCCCAUACAUUCGAUGGCUCAAGGAUGGAUACUCGUAUGGUAAAGGUGAGCUGAAGUUCUCCAGUCUGACAUUUGAGGACUCUGGGAUGUACCAGUGUAUCGCUGAGAACUACUGGGGUAUCAUCUACGCCAGCGCUGAGCUACGUGUCAUUGCUUGUGCCCCGACGUUUGAGUUGAACCCUGUGAAGAAGUAUCUUCUAGGAGCUAACAACGGCCGUGUGGUCAUAGAGUGUAAGCCCAGAGCUGCCCCCAGACCCAGGUUCACCUGGACCAAGGGAAAAGAAGUGCUCUUCAACAACUCACGUAUCUCCAUCAUGUUCGAUGGGAGUCUGGAGAUCCUGAAUGCCACCAGGAAUGAUGAGGGGGUGUACACCUGCUUAGCUGAGAAUGACAGAGGGAAGGCCAACAGCACAGGGACUCUGACCAUCACAGAGGCGACACAGAUCACAGUAGCCCCAGAGGACACUCAGGUGAUGGUAGGAGAGGAGGUGCAUCUGCAGUGCCAGGCCUCCUUUGACCCCAGUCUGGACAUCACCUUCAUCUGGUCUCUGGAUUUCAGGGUCAUCGACUUCUACCUAGAGUGGAAGCACUAUGAACGCAUCAUGGAUCGUGAGGACAGUGGAGAGCUGAAGAUAAUGAAUGUCCAGUUGAGACACGAGGGACGCUACACCUGUACAGCCCAGACUGUCGUGGACAACGUCACCGCGUCAGCAGACCUCAAGGUCAAAGGUCUUCCUGCUCCUCCCGGUGGGGUGAGGGUUGAGGAGAUCAGGGACACCUCGGUGAAGCUGGUGUGGAACCGAGGGGCCGACCAUGGCAGCCUCAUCCUUGGGUACACCAUCCAGACCAGAGACUUCUACGCACUAACUGAAGUGGACUGGAGGGACGCAUCCACCUCCCCUACGGCCCUGGAUGGCAUGUCAGUGAUGGCUGAUGUUGUGGACCUGUACCCCUGGAUGGAGUAUGAGUUCAGGGUCUAUGCUACUAAUGAGUUUGGAGACGGGGAGGCCAGCAUCCCUUCAAUGAAGAUCAAAACCUGGGACGCAGUGCCUGUGGUGGCCCCGACCAACGUUGGAGGCUACGGGGGUAAAGAUGGAGAGUUGAUCAUCACAUGGACACCCGUACAGCCACAGUACUUCUACGGUAAGAAGUUUGGCUACGUUGUGGCCUUCAAGCCUCAUGAUGAGGUUGACUGGUGGUAUGAGACCAUAUCAGACCCAGAGACACGACGCUACGUCCAUCGAGACGCCUCUUUCAGGGUCAAGUCGAACGACUUCCAGGUCAGGGAGUUCCAGGUGAAGGUGAAGACGUUUAACUCCAAAGGAGAUGGACCCUACAGCCUGUCGACCACUAUCUACUACCCACGAGAUGUCCCCUCUGAGUCUCCUACAGAUGUAUACUCCAGGCCUGUCUCGUCCCAUGAAGCUCUGGUCUGGUGGAUACCAGUCAUGGACACUGGUACCGGCCUUCAGCAGUACAUAGAUGGAUACCAGGUGAAGUACUGGAGGAAGUAUGACGAUACAGAGCCGGGGGCCAAUCGUAUCUUUGUGCCCGCCUCCAUGAACCAGACCAGGCUGGAGAACAUGCUGCCAGACUCGCACUACCUCAUCGAGGUCAGAGCCUACAACGGAGCCGGUGUCGGCCCUCCCAGCGAACACUGCGAGAUGUUCACCAAGAGAGCACCUCCAAGUGUGGCUCCCCAAAUGUGGCGUUACAUCAGCUACUCUGGCAAGUGGCUGUACGUGUGGUGGCACCACAUCUCCUACGACUGGUUUGGCAAUGAGUCCUUCCCACUAUAUUAUAAGGUGAUGUUCAGGAAGACUGGCUACAUCACAGGGCCGAUCUACAUGACGGGCUGGCACUUCAUUGACUUCCCCAUGCCCCAGGUAGGGGACUACGAGCUGGAGGUCAGAGGUCGCUAUGAGGGUGGAGACGGCCCCAUCAGGAAGAUCAGGCUUCAGGGUAAGGCGUCUUUCCUGAGACCCACUCUCAGUCUGGCCGCCAUGCUACUGCUGGCCCUGUGCAUCGUGGGAUUGGGGAUAUAGAGACCCAGGACAUGUCUGGGUGGACUGUGGGAGGUUUCACAGAAACAACUCUCACAUCAACUUCCUACAUCUCCUUAAGGACGUCCAAUCUUUCCCCAACCUCUUACUGUCUGUAUGUCUUCCCACAACAAAACAGAGCACCGUGUCACCAUACAGAAUGACCUGCCUAGCUGUAGAAUCUACGAACGUUACUCUACUGUAGGACGUCCAAUAAAUCCUUUCUGAUUAAUUUAUUGAACAGGGGCUGAAGGAAUUGAUCGGGUACAACAGAGGAAUAGAUGUUUUUCAAUAUGCCUUAUGAUGAAUCAUAUUGUACAAUCCUCCCAACAUAUUCUAGAACGAAAUGUAUAAGACAAUGACGGACUGUAAUCAACACGUACACUGUAUGCCAUUUGUAAUGAGUGAACUGUAAAGGAAUGAUCAGAGUAAGAUUGUAUGUAGCUCAGACACCAACUACACAGCCUCUUCCUCCGUUUGACUCACCCAGCUGUUUUGGUUAUUUAGUUUCCACACGUUUGCCAUUUCAAGACGACACUAGAUUAGAAGUCAUGUGUGUUUAUGUUUGAUUGGUUCGUUGGAGAAUCAUUUUCAUUGUUCUGUAUUGGUGCUGCUGUGAAAAUAGAUAUUUAGUUUUGAUUCCCUUUUCUGUUUAUUUAUCUCUUCAGAUUCGUACACACACACACACUCGGCUCAUAUGGAUAUCGCUAUAACCAACUCUGCAGAGAUUGCUAGCUUUGAAUGCUAUUCUUUCUUACACUGUACUAUACCACACCGUUAAUUAGCUUCGUAUUCGUAGUGAAUUCUGUCUUCUAGAUGCGCAAGCUAAAGCCAUAUCGCUUCGACAAUGCCCCGGUAUUUAGGCUUGUCCCGAUUUUUGCACUGACGAUGGCAGAAUGUUUUAACUGAAUGGUAACAAGAAAUCAGGGUUGAAGAAUAUUGAUGUGCUGCUGUUUUAUUUUAUUAUAGGAUUUGUUUUCCCUUGUUAUGUAUACGAGGAUCAUGCUGUAAACUCAUUAAAUAGAAUACACAUGAAUGCUCCAGGAUUGUAAGUAUCAUGUGAGCGUCACUACGAGG